Molecule: messenger RNA, 1491 nt
Organism: Linum tenue
Lineage: Eukaryota; Viridiplantae; Streptophyta; Magnoliopsida; Malpighiales; Linaceae
Source: the annotation of a GenBank genome assembly
ACUUUCCACCGCCUCCUCACCCCACCGCCACCGCCACCGCCACCAUUUGCGCGCCGCCGUGCUUUAUGUCUUGUUCGCCACCUCCUCCCUCCUGCCCUAAAUAUUUACCAAAUCAAAGCCUAAUUAUGUCCGCAAACCUUCUCCUUCCUCUUCCAGUUCCAUCUCCCGCUGCCACCCAUGCGCAGCUUAGCUUCCCCAUGUCUAUCCUACGCCGUCUCGGCCCCCGCCAUCUAACCUCCUCUCACCUCCUCCAUCGAAGACGUCUCUCCUCCUUCGCUGCCGCCGCCGUUGCCCGCCAGGAUACUGCUGCUUGGACCCAAGCCCCGCUCUCCGAAAUCGAGCCCGUCGCCGAGUCUCUCUUCCACGUCAGCAUCGACGUCUCCGACCACCCUGACCUCGCCGCAUCCCACACGCUGCCAGGACAGUACCUGCAGCUCCGAAUCCCUGAGGUGGACAAACCUUCUUUUCUGGCCAUCGCUUCACCUCCUUCGUUUGCUGCAUCUAGAGGCGCGUUUGAGUUUCUGGUGAAGAGCAUCGCUGGCUCCACGGCCGAGCUCUUGUGCGCCUUGAAGAGAGGAAAUGUCGUGGAAUUGAGCCAUGUAAUGGGGAAAGGCUUCGGGAUCGAUCAAAUCGAGCCGCCUGAGAAGUACCCUACCGUUUUGAUUUUCGCCACCGGCUCUGGAAUCAGUCCAAUUCGAUCUCUCAUUGAGUCAGGGUUUGGUGCUAAACAGAGAUCGGACGUGAGGCUUUAUUACGGAGCCAGAAACCUGAAGAGAAUGGCUUACCAGGAUAGGUUCAAAGAGUGGGAGUCGUCCGGGGUUACAAUUGUGCCUGUGCUAUCACAACCAGAUAGUAGUUGGAGUGGUGAAGCUGGCUAUGUACAGGCUGCUUUUGCGAGGGCCACUCAGAUAUCAAGCCCAGCAGGUACUGGUGCUGUGCUUUGUGGCCAGAAGCAGAUGGCAGAGGAGGUAACCUCAAUUCUUGUAGCGGCGGGCGUUUCAACAGAUAAAAUACUGAAGAACUUCUGAUAUGGAAAAUGGUAUCAAUUCUUUGUUAUUGUAAGUGGCAACUGGCGAGUGGGUGAUGCAGUGCAGCAGUGGGGUGAUGUUUUUGUCUCUCAGCUUAGCUUAAUAACACCAAUUUUGGUAGUUAUUCAUCUGCCAUAGAAUAUUGCUAGCCUUGGAAAAAUUCCGGACCUGAUUCCAAAGAGGUUAAAUGUAACGGUACAUCUCUGAAUCAUAAUACGAGAAAAAAGAAGGUAAUGUAUACACAGCAUAUUUAUUUGACAUUGGAUGUACAACUUGACUUCAUUUUUGCUAAAUAUACAUAGUCACUCUCAUUUUGUGAAUGUUGUAAGAGUUGCUGAUAAAAUCCAAAGUAGUGUUAUUUAGCCACCAUAUUUAAGGUCAUUUCGCGGGUUCAUUGGUUGAUAUGUCAUAAAAUAUAUUAUUAAUUUGUUCUUAUGUGAAUGUUUUCGGUGUGGAAUAUAUU